Messenger RNA from Xylaria bambusicola, 2154 nucleotides. Its product is annotated as quinon protein alcohol dehydrogenase-like superfamily. Bases 1 to 2154 code for a protein of 717 amino acids. Gene Ontology annotation, molecular function: protein binding. The transcript is spliced from 3 exons. The record is from RefSeq and is a predicted model, not a curated record. NCBI's taxonomy places the organism in Eukaryota, Fungi, Ascomycota, Sordariomycetes, Xylariales, Xylariaceae.
AUGGAAAGCCUAGUGUCUCUGCCAGCAGCACAUCCUUUGGUGCCUUUACCGUGGCACGCCAAUCCCGUUCGUCUCCCAGACGAUAACUCACACGUGCAUUUGCAUCAGAAGUCAGCCUUUUCACCCGGUGCACGCACACAGCAACCGCAACCCCAUUCGAAACUUCCGCCAAAAGCCGCAGAAGAGUCGAGCAUGAAGCCGUCACGAGAGAAUUGCGACAGGAGGAGACCAGGGGAGGAUGCCUCCCGCUUGCCCAACAUUUCUCAGCAAUCCAUGAGCCAAUCUCUCACUCCGUUCCUCCGCGAGCAUAUUCCUACUCUAUAUGCUCCCAUAGGCAAACCAGAUCUCCCAUCGAUGGCAAACCUGAAGAAUAAAGACCCAAACAGCAAGUAUUGUUACAGACAUCGCCCAGAUUCCAAGUGUCGUCGGGCUGCCGAUGAAACGAAAAUGGGACUUAUCCAAAGAGACCUCGAAACAUUGCCUGCAGCAGAUCGCCAAGCCAUCACCAAUGUUUGGUCAUUGUUUUCUGCGGCUCCUACUAAGCACCGAGAGCUAAUGCUACAGGGUAUCAUUACCCAAUGUUGCUUCCCCCAGCUUUCUGCAGUCUCACGAGAGGUACACGAGCAACUCAAAAUUGAUUUCAUGUCAGCGCUACCAACGGAACUUUCGUUGAAAAUUCUUUGUUACCUGGACUGCUCCUCUCUUUGUAAAGCAGCCCAGGUCAAUCGCCGAUGGAAUGCUUUGUCCGGAGACGACCUAGUAUGGCACCGCAUGUGUGAGCAACACAUUGGGCGAAAGUGUGAAAAAUGCCAAUGGGGUCUGCCUAGGCUAGAGAAGAAGCGAUUGAGAGAGUGGAAAACACAGCACCAACUCGCGCUUCCUCCGACGCCCGCCAUAAUGGCUGUCGAUGACACCCUUCCGACUUCGACCGCCACAAAACGUGCUGCAGAAACUAGUGAAGAUGAAGGACAGCCCAAGCGCCGUUGUACGGAGGAGAGGGUUGAUUGCAAUCCCGAUACGGGCCUCAAAAGGAAGUUCAGACCAUGGAAGGACGUGUAUCGAGACCGUUUCAAGGUCGGAUCAAAUUGGCAAAAAGGCCGCUGUACUAUCAAAACUUUCAGUGGCCAUGCCAAUGGAGUUACGUGUCUCCAAUUUGACGAUAAUAUGCUUGCUACUGGCUCGUAUGAUGCCACCAUCAAGAUCUGGAACAUCGAGAAAGGCGAAGUUGUCCGGACUCUGCAAGGCCACACGAUGGGUAUUCGGGCUCUCCAAUUUGACGACCGGAUGCUUGUUAGUGGAAGCUUGGACAGUACUGUCAAGAUCUGGAACUGGAGGACUGGCGUCUGCAUCAAUACGCUCAAUCACCAAGGCGGCGUCAUCACGGUACACAUGGAAGGCGACUACCUGGCUUCUGGGUCCAUGGACAGAUCUAUCAAAAUAUUCGACUUCAAGACUCAGCAGUCAUUUUCUCUGCGGGGUCACACCGACUGGGUUAACCAUGUUCGAUUGGAUAUGACGUCUCGUACCCUGUUAUCGGCAUCGGACGAUUGCACUGUCAAGUUAUGGGAUCUAGACUCUAGAACGUGCAUCAAGACGUAUGAAGGCCAUGUUGGACAAGUACAACAAGUCCUGGCUCUGCCUGAUGAUUUCGAGUUUGAGGACGAGAGUGCUCGCGACGCUGAUGCUUCCUCUGCGGCUAGUAACCGCAGUGUCACACCAGUUACAUCGCCAAGUCCACACUGCUCCAACCAUCAAGCAGAGGAACGAGCAGCAUAUGGUCCAAUUUUUCUGAACGAUCCAGAACGACCAUUACCCCCUCGAUAUAUGCUUACGGGAUCCUUGGACUUGACGCUACGGCUGUGGGAUACUGCUACCGGGAAGAGCCCUCGUUGUUUCUGGGGACAUGUCGAAGGCGUUUGGGGUCUCGCGGUCGACACGCUCCGUUACGUCUCUGGAGCUAAUGACGCGACUGUGAAAGUUUGGGACCCACGAACAGGCAAGUGUGAACGCACUUUCACUGGUCACAGCGGGCCCGUGACCUGCGUCGGACUCAGUGACAGCCGUUUUGCGAGCGGCGGCGAAGACGGAGAUGUGCGCCUGUAUAGCUUUGAGGGCGAGCCAGGAGAAUGUCUCGAAAGGGGUACGCCAUCCUAA